Ramularia collo-cygni is the source of this 537-nucleotide messenger RNA. RefSeq lists its product as uncharacterized. The transcript has a single exon. Bases 1 to 537 code for a protein of 178 amino acids. NCBI's taxonomy places the organism in Eukaryota, Fungi, Ascomycota, Dothideomycetes, Mycosphaerellales, Mycosphaerellaceae. The record is from RefSeq and is a predicted model, not a curated record.
AUGACAGAAAUCACCGCAGAAGAACUCCGUGCGGGCCUCGCAAGGCUCCCACGCCUCCUCCAAGACCGCAUCCGCGACAACACUCUCCGCAUCACUCCCGGAAUCACCACAAUCAACCAGGCAUACAAGCCACCAAUCCAGCUAUCAAUCAACCACGCCAUCCGCGAGAGAGCCGCCAGUAUCUACUACGGCGGAUCACAGAUCUGGAAGUUCGCGGGCAGAGGCAGCAACUCCCAGCACCUUUUUGCCUGGUUGCGGACGCUGUCACAUGAAGAUCUUGGCCGGCUGCAAGAUUCCCUGCGUCCUGACCCUAAGCAGGCGGAAAAUUAUGGCUUGUAUAUGACGAGAAUGGUGAUUCGGGGAGAAGUCUUCAAUGUGGCGAUUUGGAGCAAGAAGGAAUCGAACGAUGUGUUUGUGCUUCGGGGGUUGCUUCUGGCGAGGGAUUCGGUGGCUGUGGGGAGCUACCCCGUUGGGAUUGAGAGAGGUGCGGGAAUUGGUUUUGGGGAGGGAGAUUGGGGAACGUGUCCUACGCAGUAA